Molecule: messenger RNA, 2633 nt
Organism: Cuscuta europaea
Lineage: Eukaryota; Viridiplantae; Streptophyta; Magnoliopsida; Solanales; Convolvulaceae
Source: the annotation of a GenBank genome assembly
UUCUGGAUCCCAUCGCUAGAGAGAUAAUCCCGAGGGUGUGUAUCAGCUAGAAGACGCAAACCCUAGCCUCCGUCUCCCGGAUCCCUAAAGAUCAUCUCCGAUGGAGUCAGGUACGCUUCCGCUCAGUUAAUUCUCUAGAUAAUUUCAAUAUGAAGAUUAAAGUAUUAUCGGAUUUAUUCCAACAAUUGGUAUCAGAGACACCUUCAUAUUGAAUUAUUUGGAGUUAGUUGAUGAUUAAAUGGAAAUCGAAAUUUUCUUGUAUGGCUGCCGAUUUGAUUUGUGGCAGCAUACUUGGGGGCAGCAUACUUGGGUUUCGUUUUGUCUUUUGAUUCAUUGUUCUUUAAGCAAAGCAAUUUCACACGUUAUGAUGGGAUACUGCGAUUUGUAUUUUUUAUUAUAAUUAUUAUGUUUCUAAUGCCACUACCUGCAUGGAGUCAGAGUUAGAUUUAUACAAUAAUUCGGCAAUUGAUGUUGUAGUGGAAUUGUACAUAUUUCGUAAUUGUCGAAUUGUUAUUUUCUACAUAAUUCGCAAAUUUAUACACACACAUAUAUAUAUUGGACAACUCCGGCUUUCAUAAUUGUCGAAUUGUUAUUUUUCUGGGUUUUGUUUUGGGAUCAAUCAAUCAUGCGAUUGAAUAGUUUUUUUUGGGUUACAUCAUCAAUUUUCUGGAAAAUAGAUUCAAUAGUCAAUUAUUAUUUUGGAUGUGGCUGAAUUGAUUCAUAACUAAUCAUAAUUUCAGUUUCUUUCUUUAAGGAAUCAAGCCUUUAGCUUAUUUGUUUUGGAUUUGGAAUCGAUUUUGUUUUAAAACGAUUAGGCAUUUACCCGAGAAUACCUAUAUCAAAUUAAAUUUUGACAUGCUUCAUUUUUCGGUAAUUUAAUUUUGGAAUUUUAUGGCUUUAGUAAUAUAUUAAGUGCAUAUAUGUGAUUAUCGAUUUGGUAAUUAAAUACUUAUAUGUGAUUACGGGCAAAAUCAGUUCCAUUAGAAUUGCAUAUUUGGAAAUAAAUUACUUUUAUUGGUGAUCAUGAUUUACAGUUAAAAAUGUAUUAUGUGUUAUGGAUGUAUAAACCCUAAUUUGUGAUCACAUAAAGAUUGGGUACAUGUUUUACAAAUUUCGUUACACAUAACACAUUUGCAUGUGAUUCAGAAAAAUUCGCCCAAUUUUAUUUUCAGAUUGUUGAUUUAAUAUUAGCAUGUCUAAUAUUUGGGUUGAUUAAUUGACGCAACAUGCUGCCAAAGUAGCCUCUCUUGUUGAAAUUAAUUAACUCAUAUAUUAAGAUGAUUGUGUACUUUCUUAUUUCAUGCGGAUAAUAAUCGGCCCAAAGGAAGGUUAUUAUUUGGCCGAAAUUUAAGUACAUUUGUGAUAAUAAAAUUUGUGAUGAUUAUGAAGUUUUUUCGUGUGAAUAUUAAGUCGGUCCAAAGAAAGGCUUAAUAUUUGACAAGAUUUUAUUAUCAAAAUUUUAUUAUCACACCAAGAGUACCACUUGCAAGUCUAAUUUAUGUCCAAAGACAAGAUUAGAUGUUGCGCUAGGUAUCUUGUGAUGGGGAUUGCUAAUAUUUAAAUUUAAAAUUAAUUAUAAAAAUUAAUUUCAAUUCCUAGAGCAUAUCAUUUAUAUUAUUUUUGUUCUCUUUCAGUCAACAAUUCUGCUGCUACAAUAUCUGCUAAUAUUAAUAGCAUCUCAGUGCUUAACGGCACGAAUUUUAAGGAAUGGAAAGAGAAUGUUAUGAUCGUUCUCGGUUGCAUGGAUCUAGACCUUGCACUUCGGACUGAGAAACCCGCCGCUCUUAAGGACACAUCUACCCUCGAUGAAAAGAGGGAGAUGGAGAGGUGGGAACGCUCAAACCGCAUGAGUCUAAUGAUCAUGAAACGUGCAAUUCCAGAAUCAUUCAGGGGCACAAUGUCUGAUGAGGCCGAUGCCAAAUCAUUCCUUGCUGAACUUGAAAAGCGUUUUGCUAAAAACGAAAAGGCGGAAACUAGUACUCUUUUGAGCACUCUUGUUUCUAUGAAGUAUAAAGGCAAAGGGAACAUAAGGGAGUACAUUUUGGAAAUGUCUCAUAUUGCUUCAAAACUAAGUGCACUAAAGCUUGUUUUACCUGAGGAAUUGCUUGUGUAUUUAGUUUUGAUCUCUCUUCCUUCUCAAUUUAAUCAAUUUAAAGUCAGUUACAACUGCAUUAAGGAGAAAUGGUCUCUCAAUGAGCUCAUUUCUCAUUGUGUUCAAGAGGAAGAGAGAAUAAAGCAAGAUAAGACAGAAAGUGCUCAUUUGGCAUCUACCUCUAAGGGCAGCAAUAAAAGAAAAAUUAAGGAAGCUGCAAAUUCGGGGCCUCCCAGGAAGCUUCACAAGGAAACUAAAGAAGAAACUAAGGAAUCUGGAUGCUUCUUUUGCAAAGGGACUAAUCACAAGAAAAAGAACUGCACUAAGUACCAUGCUUGGCGUGCGAAAAAGGGGUUACCUGAGCUGCCGAAAACCAAUUGAUGGUGAAAGAUACAUCUAUGUCGGUGAUGGCAAGCGGGUUGAAGUUGAGGCUAUCGGUGUUUUUAGAUUAUUAUUAAAGACUGGUUUUUAUUUGGAUUUGAAAGAGACAUUUGUUGUGCCGUCAUUUAGGCGGAAUUUAAUUUCUAUUUCUGCAUUGGAC